This is a messenger RNA of Truncatella angustata, 1857 nucleotides long. RefSeq lists its product as uncharacterized. The transcript has a single exon. The coding region runs from base 260 to 1762 and encodes 500 amino acids. NCBI's taxonomy places the organism in Eukaryota, Fungi, Ascomycota, Sordariomycetes, Amphisphaeriales, Sporocadaceae. The record is from RefSeq and is a predicted model, not a curated record.
UGUUUUUUUUUUCGUCUUAUCUUUCUAUUACCCCCCCGGUCUGGCUGCAAGCUGCCUCCACAAAGCUCGCUUCCCGUUCUUCUUCGCUGGGCUCUGGAAGUUCGCAUUGGACAUGUUGUGUUUCUCUUGAACAACCUUGUCGGCUGGCUUUUCAUCUUCUUUUCGCUCUGAGAACAUCUACCCACCUCCCCGGUCUUCUCCAUGCCACGCGGCUACUAGUCUAAGUGAACCACCACACAAAUACCAUGGUCUGGAGCCAAUGACGGAGGCGGAUAUGAUGAUGAUGAGACGGGUACCAACUCGGCCGCUGCUUUCGCGCUAUGGGCUCGCGCUGCUCGCAACCCUUUUGAUUUAUUUCGUCUUGGUGCAGCCUUCCUUCAACAGUCGCGCCCACCAUCUGCGCACAAAGGGCCCCGACGAUGAUCAGAGCAACGUGCCUCAUGGCAUACCGCUGAAAGAUACCAACCCUGUGGGACCGAGCUCGAACCAGCAGCCGCUCGCGGACGAGCCGCGCCAGGACAAAGUUUACAAGCCGAAGCCAGAAACAUACCCGCCAAUCGAGGACCCUUUCCCCUGGCUGUCUGCGAACAACAAGCCACCUCCCGUGCUGCCCAACAACGCACCGCCCGAUCCGCAUGUACCGGAGCACACGCCGCUGCUCAUCGGUUUCACGAGAAACUGGCCAAUGCUCCUGCAAUGCGUAUCCAGCUACAUCGCCGCGGGCUGGCCGGCCGACGAUAUAUACGUGGUAGAAAACACAGGCACCUUUCGUUCGAACAAGGACAGCAAGCUCAGUCUGCAGAACCCCUUCUUCCUCAAUCAUACCCAACUCAAGAUCUUGGGCGUCCAUGUCCUGACCACGCCGACUCUGCUUACCUUCGCACAGCUGCAGAACUAUUUUCUGCACACAGCGUUGCAGCGAGCAUGGGACACAUUCUUCUGGAGCCAUCAGGAUGUCAUUGUGUUUUCUGACGAAGACGUGAAAAAGAAGGACAGAGAUCACGACUACGAGCAUGACCCCUACGCUACCAUCUACGAGAGGGCCGUGGGUCUUAUGCGUUACUUGGACGAACCCGAGAUGCCCGAGUGGGCCACACACUUCUUCGCGUACGACCACCUCACCCUCGUGAACCGCGAUGCCUAUCUGGAGGUCGGCGCGUGGGACACGCACAUCCCUUUUUAUGCCUCGGACUGCGACAUGUACCUCCGACUACAUUGGGCCGGCUACUGGCAGCCGCAGAGCGAGGCUGGCCUCGUCUUCGACGUCAAUUCACGUUUGGACGACAUCGGCGCCCUGUUCCGCCUGCCAGGGGCCCACGCGAGCUUCGAAAGCGACCCGCUCUUCACAGACCCCGCCCGGCCGCACAAGGAGGCGGAGCAAGAGCGGGAAUUCGAGGUCCGCAGAUGGGUCGAGAAAGGCGGCGAGAGUCAUCAGCACCUCGUUGCCGUCGCGGAGCGCAUGAUGGAUGCCAAGUGGGCUGACGAGGGCAUCUGGCGCAACACGUGGCAGACCAAGCAGGGCGGGGGCGAAGGCGAGCCGCACUACCGCGACCCGAGUGGCUUCGAGGACGGCAUCAAAACUAUGAUCGAUGCUGGACGCCGCGUGUUUGCCAGCAAGUGGGGCCAUAGGGGCUGCAACCUCAUUGACUUGGGCAUUGAAGCCGAGGACGCCUGGAAGUUAGAGAGGGAUUGGGAUGUCGUGAUGGAUGGCACAGGUGCCGAGGGCGGUGAUUGGGGCAAGGACUGGACCGGCAUUGACUAAGGAUCGCGCAAGGGCACGAAAGGACGGGUUUUGGCACGAUAUAAAAACUUUAGCGCUGGUUGGGGGGGGGUUUUUUUUUUUUUUUGGGAUUCUGA